This is a messenger RNA of Brienomyrus brachyistius, 4822 nucleotides long. Its product is annotated as volume-regulated anion channel subunit LRRC8D. The record is from RefSeq and is a predicted model, not a curated record. Bases 1227 to 3887 code for a protein of 886 amino acids. NCBI's taxonomy places the organism in Eukaryota, Metazoa, Chordata, Actinopteri, Osteoglossiformes, Mormyridae. The transcript is spliced from 5 exons. Gene Ontology annotation, molecular function: protein binding.
AAUGCAGAUCCACUCGGUAACCUGAAUUUAUCACAAUCUUCGUCCUUUCACACAUUUUUCUGUGGGGCCCAUAUGAAAAUUAACCAGCCCAUAAGGCCAAAUAUCUAUUCCUUACUGGAAUGACAUAUCUAUAAGAUAUGACAUUUAUUUGGAGUUUCUUUUGCUAGGAGCUGGUAAGAGUGACAUUUGAAAACAGGCACAUUGUUUUAACAUUAUUUAGUUUGCUUUUAAUUGUAUACGUAAAUAUCACUGCGAAUAUGAACAUUAUUCAUAUUAUUUGUAAUAUAAUAAAAAAUCCAGUUGCAUCCCUCUUAACAUUUGCAAGGAGGGGAGUGGGCGUUGAAAGAACACGGUCAUUUUAGAAAAGCGUUUAUAACGGUCUAUUUCUAAUGCAAAGAAAUGUACCACGAUUGUGGUUCGUAAAUAUUUAAUGACUAUUUACACAUUAAAGUGCCGGUAUUAGUGGAGGAAGUUUAGAAGUUAUGCAAAUACGAACUGUUCCCAAAUCGUUGUGACCUUCGUGAGCUCCCUGCGAUGUUAACCUUUAGUGACCCCCAGUGGACGGAACUUGCAUUUACAGUCUUGCAUUCAAGGCCGUUUCAAUAGAGUGUUUUAGGCACAAAAACCUUUAUGUUAUUCACGUUAAAACGGCCGGCAUCUAAUAUUAAAUUAAUGAUUCCAAAGCUGCUUCAACUGUGGGAUUAUGGCAUGAAACCGUAAAAAGGAUCUUGAUGUCUACGUAGGCCUAUUAAGAUGAACAAGGAAUUAAGAAAAGACAAAUCUGAGCGUGCAAUAAAUUGAGUUUACAGUAAGUUAAAGUCGGUAUAGUCUUCGAGUGCCAGUUAUUUUAUUUAAACUUCUGAAUGGACGCCGCUAAUCACCAUGACAACCGCAGUAUAAGCCGAAGCUGGCGCGUGAAGUGCCCAUGUUACCCACUUGCAGCAUAUUCGCCCCCUGAAAUAGGGGAUCCCGCAUUGCUCGGUGCCUUUGAAGCCCCACUGUGUAUCCGAGAGAGAACCGGACUGCACCGGACCAAUGAACAGAAGGCAAUUCACAGCAACUUUCCCUUUGGUUAUCUAACCCGUACACGUUAAGAUCCAUUCACAAUCUGGAAACGGGCAACGAGAACGUUUUAUAAGUGUACCAUUCAUCUGCUAACAUCAGUUGCUUGACUGGACUCAGAAAGACUUUUUUUCUGCUGCUGGUCCUUUUCCCUCCGGCAGGCCAUGUUCUCCCUGUCAGAGCUGUCGCCCCUAAGCGAGCCGCAGGUGAGCCACAGGCUGCUGAAGCCGUGGUGGGAGGUCUUCAUGGACUAUCUGGUGAUGCUGAUGCUAAUGCUAUCAGUGAUAGCAGGGACACUGCUGCUGUCGCGAGACGGGGUGGUUUGCCUCCCAUCCGACUCGUUAGACCCGGCCGAGCUGCAGUCAGAUGUCCAAAGCGCCUCUACACAGACCCACAUCUCACUAACCUCUGUUCCGAUCUCCUCCGACAUUCAGAGACCAGACUCCCUCAGAGAUCCCGCCCAGCCCCCGACCCCACAGGGUCGGCGCACGAACCUGGACUUCCAGCAGUACGUGUACGUCAGUCAUGUGUGCCACCACGAGUCGCUGCCCUGGUAUUCCCGCUUCUUCCCCUAUGUGGCGCUGCUGCAGUCCCUGUUGCUCCUCGCCAGCGGCUGCUUUUGGUUCCACUUUCCCCGCACGUCCGCCCGCAUCGAGCAUUUCAUCGCGAUCCUGGGCAAGUGCACGGAGUCGCCUUGGACCUCCCGCGCUCUUUCGCGUGCCGCCCAGAUGGAUGCCACCGGGCGCCCAGUAGAAGAGGCGGGGUCUGGCCAGCCCCCCUCCCAGUCUCCCUCCCUAGGCAGGCGCUCCAGCCUGGAUUCGGGCACCGACAGCCCCCAGAUACCGCGGCCCGGCUGCGUGUCGGCACUCCCCAGCGUGCCCCCAUCCCCCUGUCCCUCCAUCCAUUCCUGCUCCUCCUCCCUCUCCUCCCUGCCAUUCUGCCCCGUCUCCACAGCACCCAAAUACACCAUGACCCCGAGUAACCCCCCGCGGGCGGCCUGCCUGGACCGUAGCGAUGGGGAGCAGGCCAGAGCGCUCUUCGAGCGGGUUCGCAAGUUCCGCGCUCACUGCGAGACCUCUGACAUCAUCUUCCAGGUGUACAGACUUCAGACAGUGUUCAAAGUGCUGAUGGUCGUGCUGAUCUUGAGCUACACGGCUCCACUGCUGGAGUCCAUCUCAUUCAGCCAUACCUGCCAGCCGCAGGUUCAUGCCUUAACGGGCUACAGCUCCUUCCAUUGCACCCACCACCUGGCCCCUGUUCUCCGCCAUCUGGUGCUGACCUACAUGACACUCCUCUGCCUCUUUGGCCUGCUGGGCAUCUACGCCUUGAGGUGGAUCUGCAACAGGUCACUGUGGAGCUACUCCUUCCAGCGGCUGCAUGAGGCCGGGUCCAUGCGGGACGUCCCGGACCUCUGUAACGACCUCGCCUUCCUGCUGCACAUGGCCGACCAGUACGACCCACUCCUGGCCCAGCGCCUUGCCGUGUUCCUGUCGCCCGUCAGCGAGACGUGUCUCCUGGAAGAGAACCUGGAGAGGAACUGGGGCAUCGACCGACUGCGAUGCAUGAUCAGUCCCGACGCCCAUGGCCGCCCCUCGCUGCAGCUGGUGGCUCUGCCGCGCCUCCCGCCUGCACUGUUCUCCCUCAGCCAGCUGGAGGUGCUCAAACUGGAGCUCAUCACAGACGCCAAGCUGCCCGCCCCGCUGUCCCACAUGACCUCCCUCAGAGAGCUGCACCUGUACCACUGCACCGCCGAGGUGGAACCCGCUGCCCUGGCCGUGCUACAGGAGCGCCUGGACCGUCUCCACCUGACGUUCAGCCACGGGUCCGAGAUACCGGCCUGGGUGUACACGCUGCGGGGGCUGCAGGAGCUGCACCUCAUCGGCCGGCUGAGUGGGGAGAGCGGCAUGCACCGGGGCUGGGCGCUGGGCAGCCUGAGGCAGCUCCGCCACCUACGGGUGCUGGUCCUGAGGAGUGGGAUGCUGCAGCGUCUCCCGGGGGAGCUGGGUGAGGUGGCGGGCAGCCUGGCGCGGCUGGAGGUGCAUAAUGAGGGCGCGCGCCUGCUGGCGCUGACAGGACUGCGGCGCCUUGCCGGCCUGGAGGAGCUGAUGCUGCACGCCUGCCAGCUGGAACGCCUGCCUUCUGCCCUGCUGGGUCUGGCCAGCCUGCGCAACCUCGAUGUGUGCCACAACUGCCUGCGGACGCUGGAGGAGCUGCUGGGCCUGCAGCACCUGCGCAGGCUGGCACAUCUGCGGCUGGCCCACAACCGCGUGCUGGCGGUACCCGCCAGCGUAGGGGCACUGCGCAACCUGGAGCUGCUGGACCUUUCGCACAACCAGUUGCGGGCCCUGCCACCCACGCUGUUCACCCUGCGCCGCCUGCGGUGCCUCCUGCUCGCCAGCAACCUGCUGGAGGAGCUGCCAGCGGAAGUGGGUGCACUGGCACUGCUGGUAGAGCUGGAUCUGAGUGCCAACCAGCUGGAGCAGCUGCCGCCCGAGUUGUUUUCCGGGUGCCCUCGGCUCAGCAACUUGGCCGUGGCCCACAAUUCCCUGGGCGCCCUGCCACCUGGUUUGGGGACCCUGACACAGCUCUCCAAACUGGACCUGGUGGGGAACUGCUUGGUGAGCCUGCCUGCUGAACUGGAGGGCUGCAUCGGGCUGCAGGGAGGCGGCUUGCUGGUUGAGGACUGGCUGCUCCAUUCCUUGCCCCCACGCAUCAGGGAGUUCCUGUCGCGGCCUGUCACCUCUGCCAGCUCGCGUCUGGAUUCUGACGGCUUCCCAGCUUUCUCCACGGCGCAGUGGCGCUUCCUGUCUGAGUCUCAGAUAUAGAGCAGAAGACCCCGGGACGGCUGCACGCGACUCGCAGGCCAUGCAUAGCCGCCAAGCAUACGGCUGUGAAGACCACGCCGCAACAUUUAUUUAAGUGUGCUGCUGUGAGGGAUGUUGUACCAUCGUUUGUCUUGCGAGUGGUCCUCAUCUUCUGCGGCCUGAUUUUUGCCACAAAGCCACAGCAUCAAUAUAAUACACAAAGGCCAUGACAACAGAAAAGCAACAUGAGCCACUUUUCUGAUAGAGAACAAACAAGAAAACAGAUGCUGAAUUUCCCACAAUAGGUAUCACACAGAUCCCCUGUGUACAUCUAUAUUUAUACUUAUAUUCUAUCACUGAAUCACAUCUGAAGAUGUUUUCAGUAUGAAAGCUGCUUGCCAAGAAACUGACAGCUGGUCUAACUCACCAUCUCCUGAGCUGAUUUAGAGAAGAGGGCAUUCGCGUACAUCCUUUCUGUUAUUGUCAGCUUCUCUGUCAGUCAGACACAAUGCUCAGAUCCCCAAGUGUACAGUUUGAAUGGAAUGUUUGAGCCGGGGCGCUAAAUGUCUCAGACACAGAGGAGAAUUGAAUCACAGCGGAGGGGGGCAUGUAGCUCGGCAUGGGGACCUGCUCUCCAAUAACUACAGCGUUGAAAAUUCAAAGGUUUACACAUUUUCCUCGUGCUUGUCUGUACUACCUUCUGGUUCUCCAGUUUUCUUCCUACAAAGAUAUUAAUACUGGUGUGACGGGUGAAUGUAUGUGUGGAUGAAAGAGCAGGACUGUAAAUAAACCUGCCUACAUGAAGCAUGUCAGUGGGUAAAAGUUAUCGCUACGCAUUUAUUGUUACAAAUUAUUUUGAAAAAUAAAAAAAUUCAACUAAUGCUUCGUGGAUAUAGAGUAUUUCAACAUGGUUUGUUCACCAAAUGUCUGUAACCCUCCUAUGCUGUACUACGACU